Messenger RNA from Bombyx mandarina (wild silkworm), 1637 nucleotides. Its product is annotated as facilitated trehalose transporter Tret1-like. The record is from RefSeq and is a predicted model, not a curated record. NCBI's taxonomy places the organism in Eukaryota, Metazoa, Arthropoda, Insecta, Lepidoptera, Bombycidae.
CCGCAGUGCUCGUCUUCGAAGCGAUGUACAUACAGAAAACAAUUUAUAAUACUCAAGUAUAAAACUGAUUUAUUUCGGAAUGUUCGAGAAACACAAGUUUCUAAUACGACAAUACGCUGCAGUUUUGACAGUUAACUUAAGUACAGCAUGCGCCGGAAUCGGGCUGGGCUGGAUUUCACCCGUUUUAGUGAAAUUAAUGGAUGAAAACGAAGACAUCUUGUCACCAAGAAUAUCAGAAGUUGAAAUAUCGUGGUUAGUGUCUACGUCGUAUCUGGUUGCAUUUUUAACAAACUAUCCAUGGGGAAUCGUAAUGGACUAUUUCGGUAGGAAAACCUGUAUCGUUUUUGGCAUGUGUUUGACGAUGACCGUUAAAUUCAUGUUAACGUUUGCAACGAAAGCUUGGAUGUUGGUGGUGGAAAGAGCUUUCAGCGGUACACUAAGUGGCAUGCUAAUUUGCGCUUCGGUUGCCUACUCUGCAGAAAUAUCUAGUAAAGAAAUUCGAGGCUCUUUAUUAUCGUUCAUAAAUAUCAAUAUAUCACUCGGUACAUUAAUGAUGUUCUGUUUUGGACCUUACCUCAAUUACUUUCAUUUGAACAUCGCGAUUACGUGUACGGUGGCAUUGUGUACUGUACCGAUAUUAUUCCUACCUGAGAGUCCGUACUAUUUGUUCUCAAAAGGUCGCAUAGAAGAAUCGAAGAAAGUACUAAUUUACUUCCAUGGAUCUGAAUACGAAGCGACAGAAGAAAUAGAGCAGUAUAAUCUUGCGCUUAAUUCAAAAGUGAAUUGUUUGGAAAUAUUCAAAAACAAAAUGUUGUAUAAAUCCUUGACGAUAGCCGUUCUCUUUGCCUUACUCGUGAACUUGAUUGGCCAAUCAAUCGUCAUAAACUAUUUGCAGUCAAUCUUGGAGAUCACGCAUACAAAUAUCAAAUCGGAAUUGGCUUCUGUGAUUGUUGGUGUUAUCCAGUUUGUAGCUGGUAUCUUGGCUGCGCUUGUGACGGACAAAGUUGGCCGCAAACCUUUAUUAAUUGUUACCUUGGCGGGAACGGCUGCUGGUUUUACAGGACUAGGAACAUUUUUCAAACUGAAAGAGCUUGGAUACUCUACGGAAGGCUGGAUAAAUUACUUACCGUUGUUUUCGCUUGUGGCCGUUUUAUUUAGCUACAGUACAGGACCCGGCUCCAUUUUUCUAACCAUCGUGUCUGAACUUUUCGAGGGCCCAGCAAGAGCGUCUGGUGUCACUAUAUCGUUCUCCGUGGCUUCUUUAACUGCGUUCCUGCUAACGAAAUAUUUCGCGACCUUCGUAAAACUGAUUGGUCCCGUUUAUUCGUAUUGGUCGCUAGCCAUUAAUACAAUUGUAGCGGGUUUAUUUGUUGUAAUCUUCAUACCGGAAACGAAAGGAAAAUCUUUUGCGGAAAUCCAAAGUAUACUGAAGUCGAUAAACGAAGAAAAUCAAAGAGAUAACAGAGAGUAUCAACGAACUUUUAGCUUGAAAAAUACAAAACUAAAGACGCACUUUUAAAAGACUCAAUAAUGUCUUUUAAGUUUUGAUGAAUGUGUAAAGGAGAAUUCCCAUUUCAGGCCCAAAGUGGACAAUAGAUUAGAGAAAAAAUACUUAGUGCAUUAAUUUUGGCAUAAAU